GUAUACCUGACGGUGACCAAGUUGGCAUUGGCAACGCACGAUCCGGGCGUGGUCUCGGCUGCGGCUGUGCUGUUGAACACCCUGAUCGAGUCUGAGGUGGAUGGGAUCGUGGACAGCAGCGUCUUCUCGCGUGCCCUGGUCGACCUGGUCUCGCACGGUAAUGCCUCGACGUGCAUCGACCGGCGUGAUCUCGAAGACGGGGAGUCGAAGCUGGUUGAGCUUGUCUUUGGCGUCGCCAACGUCAUCCGCCUCCGCCCAGAGAUCCUACCGGCCUGGUUCUCGCCAGAGGAAAAGAAGGAUGGGUCCGGGGAGCCUCAACGGAUAGAUCCGUCGUUGAGGGCUGGUAAGGGGUUUGCAGGUGUUACUAGGAGAGACGACUUUCCACUCUUCUAUCUGUUGGUGGACUAUGUGCACUACGAAGGGAGGACGGGGGACUUUGCCCGGACAGGGCUGCUAUAUAUAAUCGAGACUGCAUCCAAGGUCAAGGAACUGGAGAGAUGGCUUAUCGAGAGUGACAUGGCUACGUUGAUGGCUAUUGGACUUGGUGCUUCCUACAGCCAACUCAGCCGGCUCCUGAUAUCAACCGACAGCCAUGAGGAUAUCCCGGCUAUCAUUGCGCUAUCAGACCACACUGAUCUGGAUAACACCGUGCAUCACUCGCACCAGGGCCAGCUAGAUGCAUUUCUCUCCUAUCUUUUAUUCUGGCAGGACGCCAUCGACCAUUGCAAAUCGCCCGAAGUAACUGACACGCUUCUCGACCACUUCCAGGUCUUGUUUCUCGAGCAGCUUCUAUAUCCCUCGCUGCUGGAAUCAUCCGACGUAGCAGGCGGUUCUACAUCGUCAGUGAUUACCUAUCUGAGCCGCAUACUGGAGUCCAUCUACCAGCCGGUCCUGGUCAACCGGAUACUAAACUUCCUGCUCGCUUCGCCAGCCAGCGAGCAGCAGCAUAUCAGGCUUACAUCGACCAAGAAAAGCCGUAUGUCGCUGAGCCGGCGAAAGUCACUGGAUAUACUGGCCUCCUUUGCUGAGGCGGCGGCCAAACCAUCUCCGACCCUAUUCAACCUGGUCGAUCUUAUCUUGAUGGGUAUACGGUCGCACAACCGGCAGACCGUUGUGGCAACGCUGCGGCUAAUAACGGUUGUGAUACAGCACCACCAUGAGUUUGCGAAUCUGCUGAUCAAGUCCGCAAGGGACCAGAGUUCCCAUCCGACGGAGCUGCGUACAGUGUCUGCGCUUAACGGAGAGGUGCAACGGCUAUUCACAUAUGCUACGGAUCUGCUAGAUGAUCCGGGUAUAGAGCCUUCGUACGAGAACUACAUCUCCAGUGCUUUGUCGGUACUCUACCAGCGGAUGCACGGUCAGAGCCAUGUGGUGCCGUGGAUCGUCGACGUCAGGGGAGGAGUGUUCUCGGGGAUGCUGGAUCUGCUGCGUCGGUUCUUCACGAACAGUGUGGUGACCAACCUGGCUCUGACAAACUCCCUUUCGGCCCUGGCCUCGUCCGACCUGAUAUCUCUGGACGGCUGGCUUCUGUCUCACCCUGAAGAGCCUGGUUCCAACGGCCAGACAGAGGAUUCUGCUGCUACUGCCGCCAACGUCGAGGCCACCAGCCAGACGAAGACCGAGACUGAGCCGGUACUGUCAGCCAUCCUUCAGCAGCUUGUCAAGCAGGUCCAGGACUGGCGCACCGAGAUCCCAGACUUUGAGCUCUUGCUCUCUGCUCGCCGGGAACUGCUGCACCGCGAGGACCAGUCCGAAGUCACCGGGACCGACACUCAGCAGGGCAAAGACGAGCAUCAGCAGUCUGUCUCUGCCGCAGACGAGUCGGAGACGGAGCCAGCACCAGCACCAGCACCAACAGCAGCAGCAGCAGCAGCAACAACAACUACAACUACAACAGCGCCGGCCGGAAGAGAGCCGUCUCCCUCGCCGCCACAGCUCUCGACCCGAGUCAAUGUCCAGCCACCGGCCGAAUCCUCCUCGCCCUCGCCGGCCACGCUGCACCCCCUUUCGCAAGCGCCAUCUUCCUCCCUCCAGGUCGUCCACGAGACACCGGGCUCCAGCACUGCUCCUUCUGAGGCCGGGGAGAAUGAAGAGGCCAGCGAGAAAGAGGACGGGGCUUCGCUGAACCAUAUCCUGACCAACGUCGUGAUACUGUACGAGUUCAUCCUGGAGAUCACCGCGCUGGUACAGGCUCGCGCGAGCGUCCUACAGGACGUCCGCUUCUAA
Molecule: messenger RNA, 2226 nt
Organism: Trichophyton verrucosum HKI 0517
Lineage: Eukaryota; Fungi; Ascomycota; Eurotiomycetes; Onygenales; Arthrodermataceae
Exons: 3
Source: RefSeq, a predicted model, not a curated record